AUGCCAGGAAGAAGAAGCAACGAAAGAAGGCAAGGAGCUGGCGAACGUGCGAUGAUACAGAUGUGUGAGAGGCCGACGGCAGUGGUGGUGCUUGGUGGGCGACAAGACGUCUUGCUCUCACUUAUCUUCACCCCACCCGCAUCCUUACUCUGCGAAGCGCGCUCAACGGACUCGCAGGCGGGUACAGCACCUCCGCCCUCGACUUUCUUUCUCUCUCCUCUCUCCUCCCCACUACUACGCACUGCAGACGUCGGAGAGUCUCUGGGUGCGUCCACACACACACACACACACACACACACAGACACACAGACGUUUGGGUGCAGUCGCGCCACCGUCAGCACCCAAACCCAUCCACGCCCUCAUUCUAUUAUCGCCUCUCUUGUUGUAUCUUUCUUCGGCAGGCUCGCGUGCGUUUGUGUGCAUCACAGCGGCUCGCCACGUCUGGUGUUGUCUUCGGUCCCCUCCCCUUCUCCAUGUCCUUCCGCCCACUCGGCUCUCUCCAUGCAGCACCAUGCACUGCGCCAUCACCUCUUGAGACGCCGCUGCGCGGUGUCGUCUGUCGCCUUCUCCGUCUCCGCCACCCGAAAGGCAUCAGCGUCGACUCGCAGAUCUGUCCCAUCACAGAGAGCGCGAGGCCCCUCACAGGCGCUGCUAGCGUCUGACGAGCCUCCUUAUCACACUAGCAACCUCUCGUCAGCCAGCCGCUCCUGCUUGCCAUGGGCAGCGGCGGAGGAGUCGCCGCGGCUUGCUCCUGCUGCUGCUGCGGUGCUGGCUAGGCGCGCACGUGAGAGCGUACUUCGGCAGGAGCGCUGCGCCGCCGAUCUCCUCUACUUUAUGGGCGCAGAGAGGCGCGCGAGGCACCGCCGCGUUUCCGCGAGGAGUGCUCCGUUUUCACCGUCGCCACUGAAGGCGCCAGAGGACGACAGCACGCGUGGCGGCUUGCUCGCCGUGGCGCAGGCCCCGCCGCGGCGUGAAAAGCACCCUGGUGCGCACGCCCUUGACUCCUCUAUCUCGUGGGCAGACCUUGACGUACGUUUAGCCACGCCCUCCACUGCGAGCCGGCGCCGCGAGGCCCGGCCACCUUCACGCGAGGACACUUCUGCGAGCAGCUGGCACGCAUCGGUGGCCGAGCAUAGGGAUGGUGAAGGCAACUGCUGCAGCAGGACAGCGUCACCCUUGUUCCGUCAGCAGCAGGCCUUGUUUAACCUGCGUCGUCGCCUCGCUUACUUGCUCGCCAGCGAGUGUGCCGGCGCAGGGGACUUGGCGAGGAUAGAGGUGGAGCCACUACAUAGCGUUGGGCGCCGUACGGCCCUGGCGCUGUCGCUGACACACAGCAUCUUCAAGGUUUGCGCUGCUAACGCGUGCAUGUCAGAGGCGCCGAACAGCGCCGAUGAGGCUGUCACCGGAGUCGCGCACGAUGAUGUGCGACGCCCAUGGACGUUUGUGCGGCAUCGGCUCACGCAGUCUGGCCGCGCGGACUCCGCUUCAAGCGCCACCGACGAGUCAUCAUCUUCCCUGCUGCGAUUUCUGCAGCCUGACCGGCCGGGCCACUGCCCCUUCGUCUACCGCAGUGUAGCACAGCCCGUCGAACUCACGCCAGCGGAGGCGUACGCACUGCUCACGUGGUGUGCUGAUCAGCUGCGCACGUACGCGAAUGCCGUCACCGCUGCCGCCAACCGAAAGGACGACCCCGAGUUCCGCAGUGCUGUCGUUGGUCUUGGGGCGACCCCUGCAUGUACAGCGCCCUGUGUCGAUGCGGCUGAUCAAGGAGGGUUACGGAACAGCGUCUCUGCGAUGGUGUUCAGCAGUGGCGGCGCGCUGGAUGGAGGCGAAGGGGAGAGGAAGAUAAAGGGUUGUCAGAGGACGACGUCACACAUGACGGCCAGCAGCGGACGUCCACGAUGGUCGGCCUCUGCCACGCGCCGACCAUCGACACUUUCGAUGGUGAGGCGCCUGCCGCGCGGCCGCACCAGGAGAGGCGCCGAUGGCAGCGACCGCACUUCGGCUCCAUCUCUCGGUCUCCUCGAGAGCGAGCCGGCGGCGGAGGCGGUGGGGUCCAGUGCGAAAGCGCUCAUUGAGCUCACCGCCGUUUUUGCUCGCAUGGCGGCUGAAUCCGCUUUGCCCAUGGCGGAUGCAUUUGCGAGUCAUACUCCUGAGGAGACUACCCGGCAUGCGCAACCACCAAAGUCCGCGAAGCUCCGCGGCGUAGGCGGUUUCUGUGAUGGGGACGACGCUGUCUCAGUCGGCGAGGCGCUGCUGGGUCGUGUCGUGAGCGAUGUGGUUUUGGCCGUCUGCGACGCGCUGCACGCGGUGCAGGAUUCCGGGUUGCUGGGUGCGUACGUCGCAAGCCACCUUGGAAGGCUCAACAACGACCCUGGCCGUCGUACCCGUUCAGGCCCCGAGGAACGAACACUGGCCCAUGCAGCGGCACAGGAUCAGCAGAGGCGGGAUCGCCGUACCCUCCACCGCCGCCUGUGCUUCUCGCCGCCUGUUCUCCAGUCGGUGCUCUGCUGCGAGCGCGAGUCCUGGCCACAUGCGCUGCGGCUGACGGAGCGCAUGGCAGGAUGGAACAUCAUCCUCGGUGAGUCGCUUGGCGUGAUCCCUCUUGCCACCACCGCCUCGUCGACAUCCGUCCAGCUGGAUACACUUUCUCCCUCUCCAUCGGCGGCACUAGAUGGCGGCGGCCCGACUCCAUCGGGUGAGACUUCUCCGGCACACGCGGCGAGCCUGCGAAUCUUGGGCACCGACACGGUCCACAUGCUUUUCUACGUGUUGGCGCAGCACGGGCGCCUCGCUGAGGUGCUGCGGCUGUGCGAGGUCGCUUGCGGCGUCCACGCUUCCCACCUCCUUCGUGGCUGCUCGGCCACCGGCGAGCGCAAUGCGGAUGCAGACGACGCUCUCGUGUUGAUGGCGCACCUGGCGGCCGCAAACGCCGACCCGGCCGCUUCCGCGGCGGUUGAGAGUGGUGGCUCAAAGGCGUCACUGAACGGUGUUGUGUCGGAUCGGAUGCACUGCGUUGAGCGUGUCGUGCGCGCUGGAGUAGUGCCGCAGCGGGUACUGAGCGUAACAGAGUACGCCGUGUUGCUGCGUCGCCUGAUGGGCGACCGCAUCCGCGGUGACGCCAGGCGCCAUGCUGCUGCCGCUUCUGCUGCUACGACAACGCCAAGCGCCGGCCCUUGUAACGGUGUCGGGUGGUGGCUGUCCCCUUCGCAGGUCUGGUGCCUCAGCGCAGGCCUGGCGCACCGCAUACGCACCGCGCUGUGCCUGAUAGGCUUUCAAGUAAACGUGCGCCAUGGGCAGACAGAUUUACUGAGCUUGGAGGACCUUUACGUGGUGCUCACCAUCUCGCGACAGCUGGUGCGCCGGCACGAAGUCGAGCUGCGCCAGCUGCGGGACAAACAGGUGAACCCAAUGGACGUCAGCGACGACGGUGGGGGCGAUGCAGGCAGCGGCUCGUCGGUGCACCAGCGCAGGCAGUGGACAGGCUGGGGUGUUGUGUCUGAGAGCCCUCAAUCGAGCCCGCUCCUCGCAUCCUCGCGUGUAACACGGUCGCUGUCGCCACCGCCGCUGCAGUGCGCACAAGAGAUGCUCCUGCACUUGCUGCCGGCACGGCGGCACGCAGCGAGUCCUGGAAGCACGCACUACAUUCAACAAAUCUGCGCCACCUCCCAGGCUGCUCUUCGCCGUGCGCUGCUGCUAUCCUCCUCAGCGUGCACUGCGAGUGGCUUUGCCGCGCAGCAGGCCACAGCGACGGCACAACUGUCGCCUCGAGUGGCGACUGCCAGCCGCAGCACGACGUCCAGGACGGUUGCCGGCAGUGCGGUGCUCUUGUCCCUUGUGUCGCAGGAGAUGCUCUCCGUGCUGCGGGCGGUUCGCUACACACGCAACAUUGCACUCUUCUGGGACUCCGCGCUCAGCACGUUGGCUACUCAGCAGCUGCACGGGCAUGACCUUGGCGCCUAUGCUGCGGACCCGGUCCGCGGAGGCGGCGGGCUCUCCGAACACGAUGCGUGCGCUUCAUCAGCCACCAGAAAAACGGGAGACCGGUCGCAGCAGGAGGAGGCAGAUCGCGUCCGAGAAGAGGUGGCGUACGCUCUCGCCCUCCAGGCAGAGGCCUCCGUGGGGGAGAGUCUUGUUGCCACCCGCCGUCUCGUCGCACCACUUCCUAUGUUGGCUCCGUAUCUGUCCGCGUACACCGUUGCCGCGCUCGUGCAGCGGCCGUUCCGUCGCGCCUUCACCUGGAAGCAGUGCCUGGCGCUACUGCCAUACACCCCCUUAGGCUCACGAAGUCAGUUGUGGCUGGUUCAGCGCAUCGCACAAGACAGCGCGGGACGACGUCAUGCCUUUCCAGGCGCCCUCACUGUACAGGCGGCCGACCUGCCCCCCGUGCCCGCGCCGCACACGCCCUCGACGCUUUCCGCCGUAUCCAUAACAGCACUUCAGACAGCAGUGAGGAUGGUGACCGUCCGGGACGUACCGCGGCGCCGUCAACACCACCAGCGCAGCCCAGCGACCACAAGCCCGAGCGCGACACACGAUGAAGCCAAGGCGGCUCUCUCGCGAAGCUUCGCGGCCCCUUUGUUUGGGAAAAAGGCGGCGGCGUCAGUGUCGGCCGACGCAACCGCACACGCGGAUAGCGUUCUUCUCGCGCUGCUCCUCGAAGGCAACUGGAGCCGUGCCUUGCAGGCGUUUGCGGAGGCGCCGUCCCGGGUGCAGGUUGGCGGCGCGCCGCAUGUGGUGCGUCUCCUGGUGGAGGCGGAUGUGUGGCGUGACUUGGGUGAUGCGCAGCGGCGACCGCUCGUACGCCUGGCCGUGCAGUGCUCCGCGUACUCUCGCGGCGGCGCCGCUCGUCUUCUGGAGGAGAUGCUGCAGACGACGCUUGAGCAAGGACUGUGGCACACAGGUCUUUACUUCCAUCGAAGCGUCACGGCGGAGCGGCCAGAGCUGGUGUGGCAGUGCCGGCGCGCCCAGGGCUACGCUGCCCAGCUGUGCUGUGGCCUGCUGGAGCAGACGUCGAUGGCAAAGACGGUUGCCCAGCUGACGAAGGCGGCGCGGCGCAGCCAGUGGGCCGAGGCAGCCGCGUGCUUCCUUCGUUACGCGACCCAGCGGCGCGACGAAACUGCCGUCGCCAACACCUCCUCGACUCCAGCGUCGUCCUCGGGUGGAUCACCUGCAGAUGCAGAGUCGGAUAAUGCUGCUACUCUUGCUGCCGCUGCCGCUCCUGAGGCUGGUGAGAGUACGACGCCACCACGCUCCGCCCGCACAGCGGCAGUGCCUCCGACCACCACCGAGGAGCUUGAGUCGCUCGCCGCGCUUCUCGAGUCAGCCAAGUCGGGAGACUCACCGCGGUCCACCGCGGUCUGUGCAGCCGCGUCAUCGUCACCCCUCCACCUGCUCUUUCACGGAGACAGCGCUUCUGUUUUGCCCGAGCUAGCGCACGUGGUGCAGACGGCGCGGUAUGCCAUGCUGCACACGCCGGCAUUGUGGAUGCAGGCGCUUCGAUGGAUUCCCACGACAGCCCUGCCACUGCCGUUCCAUCACGAGCAGGCGUGGCGCUCCUUGUGUGCAGACAACACGGCAAAGCUGCAGGCGUUGUUGCCGCCGCCGCCGCCGAGGCAGACUGGGGCGCGUGCUGAUGAGGGGGACAUAUCGGCACAGCAAGCUGUAGUGACGCAGACUGAAAACGGCACCGUGGCGCUGGCGGCUUCCACGACAGAGGCAGCACUUUCGCUCGUCGAGGCCGCGCGCCGCGUACACCGCCCGCAGCACUUCAACGAAGUCGCGAAGGGGCAGCAGGUUGCCGUGGCGAAUGCGCUGCGGGUGCUGCGCCGCGCCGGCGCUUGGAUGCAGGCCACGCUGCUCUACGACAAGGCCGUGGAGUCGCACUGCAUGCCGUACGCCUCCUCGUCGACGGUCCUCGAGACAGCUCUGAAGGGCGGUGCACCGUGGCAGGUGACGCUCUCGUACUUCUUCCGCAUGGCGCAGCGGCAGCGCCCCGACGUGAACGCGACAGCGGCGGCAUUGCAGGCCUGCGCGGCGGGCGGACAGUGGGAGACGGCCUUUCGUGUGCUGCGACAGAGUGUGCUGACGCAGGCGGCCCCGGUUCCUCGACUGGUGAUGCUGACCGUGAAGAUAGCGCUGCAAUGCGGUGUCUGGAGUCGCGCCUUGGCUGCAGCUCACCAAUAUCGGCGCACCAACAACUCGCAGCUUGCGUACACGGUGUUGUUCACGUACGUGUGCACCCAACACUGGGACGACGCGGUGGAGUACUUCUACGACUGCACUCGCCGUGGGCUGCGGCCGCUGGAUGCAUCGUUAGAACUGGCCAUCAUCGCGAGCGAGGCUGCCAGCGAUGAGUGUCGCAAGACGGCGCUCAUGGUCGGGGCAAUCGCAUCCGCGCUGGAGGACCUCUACCGCAUGAGCGGCGUCGUUUUGAAGCACAUCAUCUUCGUGCAGCGGCACGCACAAGGCAGCGCGGCGGAGUGGCAGACAGCGUCGGACUCGUUGUGCGGCGCACCGAGGUCGGCUUUCGAUGGCGGUGCAGACAUGGAUGACAGCGGCGACUUUGUUCUUCCCCAGCCAGCAUUCUAUUUGCCGAGGGAGGAGGACCACGACGCCGACAACGGUCACGACGGUGAUAACGGUUGA
This is a messenger RNA of Leishmania mexicana MHOM/GT/2001/U1103, 6648 nucleotides long. RefSeq lists its product as hypothetical. The coding region runs from base 1 to 6648 and encodes 2215 amino acids. The record is from RefSeq and is a predicted model, not a curated record. Lineage: Eukaryota; Euglenozoa; Kinetoplastea; Trypanosomatida; Trypanosomatidae. The transcript has a single exon. Gene Ontology annotation, molecular function: protein binding.